AUGCUCAAACAUCGUGGAUUCCUUGUACUUGUGACUCUGAUCUUUCAAACAUGUACCCUCGCCGGUGCCGAGUACACCGAAAAGGUCUGGAGUGUAUUCGCAUAUACUCUCUACGGAGACAGUACCCCCGAUGCAUUACUAGAGCAGUACUCAGCAGGUCUGUCAGAUUACGGAGCCUACCAGCUUGCCGCCGCGGGAACAGCAUUCCGGAACCGCUAUGUGUCGUCGGCUGGGAGCACCAAUGCAACUGAAUUUGCUAUUCAGGAAAUAUCUGCAUCUAUCUUAAUGUCAAAGAACCUAGAAGUGCUUUCGACAACUGAGGAGAAUGUGAUUGCGUCAGCACAAGCAUUUAUGAUUGGACUUUACCCACCGCUUGGAGAGGAAGACAUGAAUACUACGGACGAAACCGCAAAUGGAACUACUUACUCGGCACCGCUAGACGGAUAUCAGUUCCCUAAGAUUGUUACACUUGGGGAGUCUGACCCUGGAUCUUUGUUUGUAGCAGGACAAUCAGGCUGCACCAUGUAUCAAGCUGCGGUAUCCGAAUAUCAGAGCAGCGGGGGUGCAGCGGAGAUCACACAAGACACGGAAGUCUUCUAUCAAAAGCUUUUGCAUCAAGUGCUUUCUGGGGUUUAUGAUGAAUCAACUGCAACGUAUGCAAAUGCCGUUGGCAUUGCAGACUAUUUGGAAUAUGAGGUUUUGCACAACAGUACUGCAUUGGAUCAUCUAUUUGGUGACGACCUGAUCCGAGCGCGGUCCCUGGCGGACCAGUUCACCUAUGCUACGAAUGGACAGGAUGCUUCAGUACAGAGCGAGUCCACCAUCGACGCUAUUAGUCCCAUUGCUGGUCAAACUCUCGCUACCAGCAUCCUCAAGGCAUUCAACCUGAGUAUGGAGGAGCAGGGAAACGGCCACAAAAUGACGCUACUUUUCGGUAGCGAUGAGCCUGCUGUGGCUUUGGCUUCGUUGAUGGGCCUGGAUACAGAGCAGCAUCCUGGCUUCUAUUCCCGUCCUGUCCGAGGUGCUUCGAUGGUUUUUGAACUGUAUAGCUUUGAGACCGACGGAGAUGACGACAGCUACCCAAGCAGUAGCGACAUGUACGUGCGGUUCUUCUUGCACAAUGGGACAGACUCUUCCACCGAAUUUGUUUCAUUCCCACUGUUUGGAUAUGGACCCAGUCAAGCAUAUAUUCCAUGGAACGAGUUCGAAGCCGAAAUGGAGACCUUUUCCGUCCAGUCUGUUGAUGAGUGGUGUCUGCUCUGCAAUGCGAGCUCGGUGUUUUGCUCAGGAGCCUUGAGCCGCGAUGACUCUACUCCCAAAAAGAAGGGCAUGACUCCUGCAGUGGCCGGUGUCAUUGGAGCGGUUGUCACUCUCGUCGUUAUUGGAUUGGUAGCCGUGGCUGUAUUUUUCGUGUGUGGGCUUCGAAAACGGGAAGGGAGACAGGACGGAAGCAAAAAAUCGAGCAUUGGGGGCUUCAAGGGAACCAGCAAGCUUGCUAGCGAUGCAGAUGUUUCCUUCAACAAUCCGCUCUGGGGAACUGGAAAAGAAGCCGGCAAAGAGCAAGACGAUGGGGCUGUUGCUGGAGGGGUGAUCAGGCGUGGGCAAGAGCGGUUAGGAAGCUGGGAAAUGGGUGAACCAAAGUCAGAAACGGAGGGCAUAACGCCGACUAAGCGAGGGGCGUCUUUUGAGGAUUCAUCUGUCCCAGAAGAUUUUGAAGAAUGGCGGCUUCAUAGCCGCUUACAGCCUGUCAAAAUCCGCGAAAGUGUCUAG
This is a messenger RNA of Penicillium verhagenii, 1770 nucleotides long. RefSeq lists its product as uncharacterized. Gene Ontology annotation, biological process: dephosphorylation. Gene Ontology annotation, molecular function: phosphatase activity. The transcript has a single exon. The record is from RefSeq and is a predicted model, not a curated record. NCBI's taxonomy places the organism in Eukaryota, Fungi, Ascomycota, Eurotiomycetes, Eurotiales, Aspergillaceae. Bases 1 to 1770 code for a protein of 589 amino acids.